GUUUUGAAAAAAAUAAAUAAAGUGUUACAUAAGAAAGAAAGAGAAUAUGGAGGAGAAAUAUAUUUAUAUAGUUAUACGUAUAUUGGCGAUUAUAGUUGGGUUAUUAAUACUUUCAUUAUCUAUUGAUAUUAACCAACAACGUCGAUAUAAAAAUCAUGUUCAGUUAACAGAGAUGAAUUUUACGCUAUUUACAGGGCUUUUUUCUAUUAUAACGGUGGUCUUUGAGUUUAUAAAGUCAUCAGUUCAUGUUCUUAAUCGUCCUAUUAUUACAUUUAUUAAUGAUAUCCUUAAUUUAAUUUUUACAUUUUCAGCAAGUGUUAUUCUUGCACGUAUAACAGGAUUCCAUUCAUGUACAAAUGAUUCGUAUGUGAGGGGAACGCCGGUAUUUAUGGGAUCUAAAGGAUUCUGCCGUGAAUUCCAUGCUUUAGCGUUUUUAUCAUUAAUUCUUUUCUUUUUGUAUAUCAUAUUAUCUAUUAUUUCGGCUCUUGUCUACGGGAAGAUCAAGGGAUCCAAUUCGAGGCUUCGUUCUUAAGAUUUUUGAGAUUUAGAUGAUUUUAUUUAUUAUAAAUAUUUGUAAU
Molecule: messenger RNA, 578 nt
Organism: Pneumocystis carinii B80
Lineage: Eukaryota; Fungi; Ascomycota; Pneumocystomycetes; Pneumocystales; Pneumocystaceae
Exons: 1
Coding region: 47-532 (161 amino acids)
Biological process (GO): eisosome assembly; protein localization to plasma membrane
Cellular component (GO): plasma membrane; eisosome
Source: RefSeq, a predicted model, not a curated record